GUAGCUGGAAUUCAUGAAACUGGCAAAAUGUCUUCAAUCCAAGGACUCCCUACACGAGGAUCGGAUAUAACAGUUUGCAUAAGCAAGGUCCACUUGCAUCCUCUUUGUAUGCUUGUGGAGUUCUGGGGAAAAUUGUGUCAGGAUAGGGCAAGAGAUUAUGACUGCCUGGCUAAAGACAUUCAGUCUCCUGGAAACAAAUUUCAAGAGUUUGAAGGAAAUCCUGGAGACCAGUGCUUGGCUCAGAUAGAUGGUACUUGGUACAGGUCUCGCAUAGUCUCAAGAAAUGGCUUGAACUACAGCGUGUUUCUCUUUGACAAAGGGAUGACAUAUAGCACCACCACAAGUAAGCUGGCAUGGGGUAAGAAGAAGCACUUCCACCUGCCACCUGAAGUGGAAUUUUGUGUGCUAGCUAAUGUGUUACCGCUCUCGCCUGAGAACAAAUGGUCUCCAGUGGCACUCGAAUUUCUGAAAUCUCUCUUUGGAAAGUCUGUGAAUGCACAUGUGCAAGAUGUACUGGUACCACACAGAACAUUUCUCCUGCACAUCCCUUGCAUAUCCAAACAAAUGUAUGAGAUGGGAAUUGCCAAGAAGCUGUCUCCAGACAUGUUCCAGGACUUCGUUCUGAUGUCACUGCAGACCCAUAGUCGUGCUGAAGUGUCUGCAGUGACACAAGAGGUCUCCAUAGGAGCAGGUGAGCGAUUACACAAGCAAGAGCUCUUCAUGUACCCAGAGCUGCCAGCAGGAACUGUGGAGGCUGUCAUAGUCACAGAUGUGACAAGUCCGCAGCGGAUUUUUUGCCGGUUGAAGGUGUUCUCACACGAGUUGAAGAAACUCUCAGAGCAAAUCACACAGUGCUGUGAAGGCAGGAUGACCAAUUGUGUUGUAGGUCCAGAAAUGAUUGGGUUUUCGUGUGCUGCCAGAGGAAGUGAUGGCAGGUGGUACCGCUCUAUUCUACAACAGGUAUUCCCAACCAACCAAGUGGUUGAAGUGUUGAAUGUUGACUAUGGAACAAAACAGUUUGUUCACAUGGAGAAUGUAAGACCACUGGCUGCAGAGUUCUUCAGGAUGCCUGUUGUGACUUACAUCUGCUCCCUCCAUGGAAUCAUUGACAAAGGGGUUGGAUGGACAACCAGGCAGAUUGACUACCUCAGGACCCUUCUUCUGCACAAGACAGUGUUUGCCAAAUUUGAGUACCAAAGCAUUUCUGAGGGUGUUCACUAUGUCACGCUCUAUGGGGAUGAAAACACAAACAUUAACAACUUGUUUGGUUCCAAGGAGAGGUGUUUGCUGGAAUGUGAAAAAACACUGGGAGAUUAUGCCAUUCGUAGCAGUGCAUGCAAGAUAUUAACUCCUGGACAGGCUGUAGAGGAAAAAGAAGGGAAAGCAAUAGUAGAGAAGUUGCCAGCUGAAGACCUCUCUCUCAACUCCUCUCAUGUUGCUGUUGUUCAGAACGUAUCUGACCCAUCAGAGUUUUGGAUCCAAACACAUAACUAUGCAAAUGAGUUUGACCAACUGAUGCAUAGUAUUAACCAUCUGUACAAAGACUCAGUGGAUAAAGAUGUGGUAAAAAAUCCAACUGUUGGACUCUACUGUGCUGCCAAGGCAAAAGAUGGAGAUUUCUACAGAGCAACUGUAGCUGAAGUUGGUGAGACACAAAUCAAGGUGUUCUUUGUUGAUUACGGUAACACUGAAGUGGUUGACAGGAGCAACAUCAGGAUCCUUUCUGAUGACUUCAAAAAGCUGCCAUGUCUUGCAUUGAAAUGCACCCUGGCUGGUGUCAGGCCGAAAGAUGGGAGAUGGAAUCAAAGUGCCUGUGAGUUUUUCACCAAAGCAGUCACAGAUAAAACAUUAAAUGUACAUGUGAACGCAAAAUAUAAUGGUGGCUAUGUUGUCCAACUAACAGAUCCUAAAGCAAGGGGAGAAAGAGAUCUUACUACGUUGAUGUGUAGUUCUGGCCUCGCUGAAAGGGUUGACUCACAGAAACAACCUAAAACUAAAAUGACCACACAACCUGCUAUCCUGCCUUCCACACAAUUUCCAGAUGCCAGUUUCUCAAAUGUACAGCGGAACAAUGGAAUAUCUUUCCAGACCCUAAACACAGUUGGCCGUGCCAGUAGUGAAAGAUUUCCUACAUUCAAGGAGCACAUGUUUACCAUCGGAAGUGUCCUUGAUGUCAGUGUGUCCCACAUCGAAAGCCCAAAUGACUUCUGGUGCCAACUAACACAAAGUGCAGGGCACUUGAAAUUACUCAUGCAUGACAUACAGGCUCAUUAUGCAGGCAGUGAGUUUCAGCCUCUUGUAGAAACAGCUUGUGUUGCACGCCACCCUGAAAAUCGAAUGUGGUACAGGGCCCUUGUAAUUCACAAACAUGAAACGCCUCAUGUAGAUGUGUUGUUUGUUGACUACGGCCAGACGGAGACCAUCUCUCUCUAUGACCUGAGGAGGAUCUGCCCAGAGUUCCUCACUCUGCAUGGCCAAGCUUUUCGAUGCAGUCUGUUAAACCCUGUUGACCGCAUGUCUGCCACAAAUGAGUGGAAUGAAAAAGCAAUAGCAAGGUUCCACAGCUUUGUGGAAACUUCAGCAUCAAACUUUGUGAUAUUGAAGUGCACCAUAUAUGCUGUCAUGUACAGCGAGCAGAAGAUUGUUUUCAACAUUGUGGAUCUAGAAACUCCUUUUGAGAGUGUCUCCACCAGUAUGGUCAAUCUAGUCAAAAAUGCACCUCUCAGGAAAGGCACUGGGCCAUCAUUCCGUCUGGACACAUACUACUACUCAACGCACAAUGUCAAAACUGGAACAGAGGAACAGGUGACAGUGACAUGUGUGAACAGUGUCAACCAGUUCUACUGCCAGCUCGAGAAGAACGCUGAUGUGAUAAAAGAUCUCACGAUCAAAGUGAGCAAUCUCUGUCAUCAGCUUGAGUAUGUCGACCUCCCAACAGUCUUUGGAACUUUGUGUUUUGCAAGGUACACUGAUGGUCAGUGGUACAGGGGACAGAUAAAGGCCACAAAGCCAGCAAUUCUGGUUCACUUUGUUGAUUAUGGUGACACUAUUGAAGUGGAAAAGUCUGACUUGCUUCCAGUUCCCAGAGAGGCUAAUCACAUAAUGUCUGUGCCUGUGCAAGCAAUUGUGUGUAGUCUCUCUGAUGUCCCUGCUCCCUCCCAUGUUUCCAGUGAAGUCAACAGCUGGUUUGAGGCAAGAGCAACGGAAUGUAAAUUUAGAGCACUAGUAGUGGCCCGAGAACCUGAUGGGAAACUGCUGGUCGAGCUGUAUCAUGGAAACACUCAGAUCAAUUCAAAGGUCAAGAGGAUGUUUCAGAUUGAGAUGCACACAGAAGAUCAGGUUGCCUGCCGGGGUCGGAGAGAACAUGAGACCUCAGCAAAUCACGCACAAAAGAUUCCAAAAGUUGUCCCAAAGCAGGCUGCAGAAGUGAAAGAUCACACUCAAACCACCACGACAAAUUUCUCCACCCAAAAACCUGCACGUCAAAUGAGGGAUGCCAACAUGAAUCUGCAGUCUGCACCAAAGCCUUCGUGCCACGUUUGUGAAAAUGGUCAUAAGGUCAAAGCUGCUCCAUUAGAGCUGUACAGACCUCCACACCAGAGGCAGCCAUGUGGAAAGACACCAUGUAAUACGAAAACUGGUUCUGUGCAAGCAGGUGCCAAUAUCAAACCCAAACAAGAAAAUCUUCCAACAGAAACUAAACAGCUCAUCAAGUCCAAAUCACCUGGCACAGAAUCUUUGAAGGAAGGCAGUGUUGAACAACUCUCUAAACUUGCCGACCUGCCCUCAAAAUCUAUCACAUCAGGUAUGGAAGCAGAUGUUUAUGUCUCACACUGCAACAGCCCAUUCAGUUUCUAUGUGCAGCUUGUCAGAGAUGAGGAUGAAAUAAUCACCCUUGUUGAAAAGCUCAAUGAUCCACAAUUAAUCCCCCAAACUGACGACAUCAAAGACGUGCAUCCAGGUGACCUUGUUAAAGCAGAGUUCACAGAUGAUUCCUCGUGGUACCGAGCAGUUGUGAGAGAAAUCCGCAGUAGCAAGAUGGCUCUUGUUGAGUUUGUUGAUUUUGGAAAUACAGCAGUGACGCCAAUUUCCAAGAUGGGCAGACUCCCUAAGUAUUUCUUGCAACUUCCCAAGUACAGCACACACUGUAUGGUGAGUGACAAUGCAGCUCUUGGAAAAGAGGACGCGCUGGAUCCAGAAGUGAUGUCAGCUUUCAAAGAAGCCGUCAGUUGUAAUGGAGAAAAGAUGUUCAAGUGCCAGUUUAUCAAGCAGUCAGGAUCCAUGUGGGAAGUCAGUCUCAAAGACAGUAGUGUGAAUGUCAUGUGUAAAUUACCUACUAGAUAUUCAAGUGAUGGUUCUGAAAUUGAGUCAGAGAAACUUGAACAAGCUAAGGAAAACCCUGCACAGAUCUCUGACAUCAGGCAAGUUUCAGAGAACUCACAGAAAUCGCUACUGAACUCCUGUUCUCUAUGUUACCACCAACAAGAGUUUUUAGAGGGACAGAAGAUCGAGGUCUUCAUCACAACUAUAAAUGAUACUCAGACAUUUUGGUGUCAGUCUGUGGACUCAGAAGAGCUUGAUAAGAUAACCUCUCGUGUCUCAGAAAUCGGGGAUGGUCACAAACACAUUGACCCAGGCUCUCUCUCCCCUGGCAGCCCAUGCGUUGCUCUCUUUUCUGAUGACCGUCUUUGGUACCGUGCAGAGAUCAUCAACAAAGUUGGAGAGGAGCUGUCUGUUUUCUUUGUGGACUAUGGAAACAUGUCCCAAGUCAGUGUUACAGAUGUUAGGGAAAUGCCCACUGACCUGAUGAAAACCCCUCCACAGGCAUUUUUGUGUGAACUUGAAGGCUUUGAUGCUUCACACGGAUCCUGGCGCAGUGGUGCAGUAGAUGAGUUGUCAGUGCUUACAACAGACAAAGCGUUACAGCUGACUGUUACUAGAGUAACAAGAGAAGAAGGAAAAAUCAAAUGCCUUGUGCAGAUGGAAUGUGAGGGCCAGGUGAUAAAUGAGGCACUGAAAACAUGGUGGAAGAGCGCCAUGACAGAAAACAAACCUGGUGCAGAUGGACUGACCACUUCAUGGAAAACACCACUGCAAUGUGACUCAACUGUGAAAGAGACAACACUGCCUGAGGAUCAACUCAAGCAUCCCGAACGUCAACAAAUGGAUAUCGCUGCUGCUUGCUUUUGUCCUCAGAGAGACCACAGCGAAGAGCAAAGCGUUGGGAAAGUUGUUGACCCUCAAACUGCAGAUGAGGUCCAAAAACUAGCAAGCUAUUCAAAACCAGGUAAAAGCUCUGAUGAUUAUCUUCAUUCUGAGUCCCCAGAGGAAGUGAGGGAUCAGAUUUUAGAAACUGUUUCCAAUGAAGGGGUGAACACAAUCCCCACUAUGGUGGUCUCUGAAACCAAACUCAAAGACAUUGUGCCAUGUGAUAGUGGCAGAGAUGAAAUCACAUUACCUCCACUCAGUAACAAAGGUGACCAAGGUAGUUUGACCGACAAGAGUGCCGCUGAAACUGACAAAGGCACUGAAGAGGAGGGUGCUUCGGUGGUGGACACUAUUGGGCCAGGUGACUUAAACCUGACAGAGGCCAUAAAAGAAGAGGUGAAUAUCGACUGCAUGGAGAGCUGCUUUGACAUCGUACAUGCUUCUGAUCCAAAUAAGCAGAGUGUUACCAUUGCAAAGGAUAGUCCACGUAGAAGUAUGACAACAGUGAAAAUGGUUCCCCGUGAAGCUGUUCGUUCCAGGGAGAGGGAGGAUUUGGAAACAGCUGAUAGGAUUCCUAAUGACUUAAAGCAGACUGAAUUGGUGCUGCCCUCCUCUGUGCCUCCUGCGUUUGAGCAGGGAAUGGAAGCUGGAGAUGGUGCCCCUGAGGAGGAAGUGCCAUGUGUUACCACACAUGUUGAGAAUGACUCGAUGGCUGAGGAGGAGACCUUGGCUCGUCAUGAUGUCUUUGUAUCUGCAGCCCUGCUAGCUGACACGAACACAGCAGCCAGUGAGCCGCACACCUGCACCGCUCCAUCUCAAGAUUCGGGUGACGAGGUUGAAGAGGGGACCUGCUCUGUUCAAGAGGCCUGUUUGACAGAUGUCUGCACAGACCCAAAUGAACAAAGUGAUGACAGCAAAGUCGCCACUGCAAGAGAUAAUCGUCUCAGCAGUAGGACAGCAGAGGAAAUGGUCCAAAAUGAAUCACAGCUGCCUUGUGGGGAGCUUCUUCAUGAACAACUAAUUGCUCUACCAUCCGACAAUGAGCCACGAACCGACACAGUUCCCUGUCCAGAUUUGAGAAACUUAAUUGAAGAGAUGACCUGUCUCGUUGGAGAGAUCUGUCUGUCAGACGUCUGCAGAGACCCAGAGCAAGAAGCUGAAAUGGAGGACAAUGAGCAGCUGGUGCACACCCCACCUAAACAUAAAGAGGAUUUCACUGAUGGUGUGCUUGAGGAAGAAAUGUCUUCUUCUGCUGAUGAUACUUUUGAGGCCCAGCUGAAAAGGAUAACUCAUCUCUCUCUGAUCAUCAACGAUGGUUCUGCUGAUGUUCUGGCUGCUGAGCAACAGCCAGAGGAGUAA
Chelmon rostratus (copperband butterflyfish) is the source of this 6567-nucleotide messenger RNA. RefSeq names its product tudor domain containing 6 (gene tdrd6a). The coding region runs from base 28 to 6567 and encodes 2179 amino acids. The transcript is spliced from 16 exons. The record is from RefSeq and is a predicted model, not a curated record. Lineage: Eukaryota; Metazoa; Chordata; Actinopteri; Chaetodontiformes; Chaetodontidae.